Molecule: messenger RNA, 837 nt
Organism: Colletotrichum lupini
Lineage: Eukaryota; Fungi; Ascomycota; Sordariomycetes; Glomerellales; Glomerellaceae
Exons: 5
Coding region: 1-837 (278 amino acids)
Source: RefSeq, a predicted model, not a curated record
AUGCUGCCUUCCGGCGCUAUAUUCACAUCCACCGUCUUCGGAACCGACAAGCCAGAUGCUAUCUGGACGAAGUAUGGUUAUCACAUGGUUGCUUUCAUUUCGCCAACAGAGCUCGAGUUUGGCGUUAAGAUCGCAGUGAAGACUCCCAUAGGUAAGACUUUGGAUUGUGGCUUUACAGUUGGCAUCUGGGAGACUCCUUUUCAUGGCGAGCAGCUCAACAUCAUCCAAGCUCAAAGCCGCACUGUCAAGUACUUUGAAGGCAUCUCUCUGUCGCUGGAAAACACAUUGCCGUCGCGGUAUCGGCGACAAGCCCGCCCCUCGCGCGCAGAUAUACCGUCGCCGGUCUGGAGAACGACCAACACGCGCAGAUCACGCAGCGUACUUUUUCCCCGCCCGCUGCCGCCACAUCGAAAACCGACAGCAUCAUCCGUGCCGCGCGUGAUCGGAGGAGGCCAAACAUCGCGGCAGGCUACCAGGCAACACUCCUCCUGCAGGCUCGACUUACAUGACCCAGUCAGCCGCGGCCGCCCGGGGUGGGAAAGAAAAGCGACACAGAUCAACAACAAAGGAAUCCAACACAGCUCCUAUCAGAAGCCGGCGCUGCGCCGCAGUGCGGUAAAGUACCACGCAGCAAAGAUAUUGUGCGUGUAUCACUGUGUGCGGUAUCCGUAUCAACGCUACGCCAUGCGGAUGCGGGUGGUUGUGUUCGCUCUCGGACGCAGCCUACUAAGGAAAAGAAGGCAUGAAUCUGCUCCCUGGGCAGUUAAAGCCAAGGCGCCUCUUCAUGCCGUCCCGGAUUGGAUGACGGCAGACGGUUCAGGAAAGCAGAAGUCCUAG